CGUCACUUACCCACCAGAACACGCCCCCAGCAGUCAGAUGUUUCUCAGACUAACAGCAGAGAAGCUGCCCGUCAGAACCAGUGCUGUAGGAAACACUCAUCUAGGUUAAGGCAAAAUGCCAAAUAUCAUUCCCAGGCACAAAAUAAAAGGUGUUGAUUUCUGUGGAUCACACUUCCACCAUUAUAUAAUCCGCUCUGAUCUCGGCUGCUAUAUGAGGUCGAGUGAUUGCACAGCAGGGUCAGACCUCAGUAUUCAUGAUCUGCACCCCGCCUGCCAAAAUGGAGACCAUUACUUUGCUGAUGAAAAUAACCAGUUUUACAUCAUUAAGGGAAAAUCCUACCGCAGAGUCAUGAACUUGACAACAGAUACCGAAUCUGCAGUCUUCAGCCUUCAUCCCAACUGCCAGGGUGGAGACCACUAUCUGGCAGCCUUUGACUGGUUUUACAUCAUCUUCCAGGAUAAGGGCACUUACAGAAGAACAAAAGACCUGAGUCAAGACUCACACUCUGAAGAAUUUCCACUGCAUGACAAUUGCAGAAAUGGUCUGUAUUACUGGGGUCUGCCAGAUCACUACUACUUCCUCAAGCCAGCCUCAGAGUGGGGAGUCGAGUACUACAGAGGUAACGACUUCCAGGAGGACAGCUGUGUUGCUGUGUGUUCUGUCCAUCCUGAUGUUCUUAACUUCCUGCCAGGUGGGCUGUCCAUAACUAACGGCCCAGCGUUUAGAAAGUGGGAUAAUAUUCAAACUGUAAGUAAUGAGAGUCCCACACCAGUGACAAUGCAAAAGAAAGUUACAAAAAAGGUUGGAUACAAUAAGGAGAAAAUGUCCCAGAUCACACAGAACUGGAAGAUAGAAAAGUCAGCCAAGAUCACAUCUGGAAAACUUGCAAGGUUAGUUUUAAAGUGUCAGUUCUCCUUUUCAACAGAAUAUGGAGGUGCAGUUGUGAACGUUGAGAAGGAAAGCUGGAAUGAAGAGACUGAAGUGGAAGAGCAACUAUCAUUUGAGCUGAAGCCAAACCAGUGUUUCAAUUUGUGGCAGUACCAGCUGGGUCUCGGAUCAGAACCGGUGUUGUUCUGCCGGGAUUUGAAGAUCACCGAUCAGCCGUACCGUCCGUGUGGGCUCCCCCUAGGCAUGUGACGUAUCAAAUUUUCAUGUGGCGAUUAAUUGCUGAAGCUUUUAUCACGGUAUACGGUAUUAUUACGAUAUUGAAAUAAGUUGCAAAAAAAGUGUUGUCAUAGUUUAACAGGUUUGUAAUAACAAAAA
Messenger RNA from Megalobrama amblycephala (Wuchang bream), 1264 nucleotides. RefSeq lists its product as uncharacterized. The transcript is spliced from 2 exons. The record is from RefSeq and is a predicted model, not a curated record. Bases 116 to 1138 code for a protein of 340 amino acids. NCBI's taxonomy places the organism in Eukaryota, Metazoa, Chordata, Actinopteri, Cypriniformes, Xenocyprididae.